AUGUCUACAUCUGGAUUUGGUUGGACUGAGACUGGGUGUAUGUUGGACGUCAAGGAUGCCGAUUGGGAUGCAUACGUAAAGGUUAAUCCAAAGGUUAGAACAAUGCGUUUGAAGUCUUGGCCCUUAUACGGUGAUUGGGUUGAAAUAUUUGGAAAAGAUAGAGCGACCGGUGAGGGAGCAAAGAGCUUCACGGAUGCGGUAAAUGAUGUGUUACUAGACAAGAAUACAGACACAAUGCCGGCCCCUGCUACACCAAACGACAUACCCACUUAUUCGUUUGAUCCUCUACAUGAAAACGGAGUGGAGUCUUCGUCGGCACAAGAAGAUGAGAUUAGUGCUUCAAGCAAGCGAAAACGCGUAAUGAAAAGACAACGUGUAGUCCAACAUGUGGAGGAUGAAAUUGUGGGUAUGUUGUCUUCCUUAUGUGAUAACGCCAACAAACGUCUUACUGAAAUGGUUACAGGACCCGGGAUCGAACAAGCUGCAAAGGAGCAACGUCAGUCAGUGUAUGAGGCGAUAAAACAAAUUCCUGAAUUAACUACCGGGCAAACUGUCGCGGUCGCUCGGUAUUUAUGCAAAAACAAUGUUGAGCUAGAUCUCUUCUUUACUCUCGAUUACGAUGCUAAGGUCACUAUGGUUCAUCAGAUUUUACGCGACAUGUAA
Messenger RNA from Striga hermonthica, 663 nucleotides. The record is from the annotation of a GenBank genome assembly. Lineage: Eukaryota; Viridiplantae; Streptophyta; Magnoliopsida; Lamiales; Orobanchaceae.